This is a messenger RNA of Daucus carota subsp. sativus, 634 nucleotides long. RefSeq names its product histone H3.2. The transcript has a single exon. Lineage: Eukaryota; Viridiplantae; Streptophyta; Magnoliopsida; Apiales; Apiaceae. The record is from RefSeq and is a predicted model, not a curated record. Gene Ontology annotation, cellular component: nucleosome; nucleus. Gene Ontology annotation, molecular function: protein heterodimerization activity; DNA binding; structural constituent of chromatin. Bases 77 to 487 code for a protein of 136 amino acids.
CUCUCCUCUCACAUCUACAAACAAACACACAAAUCAAAACACACAUCUCUUCUUCAUCUCCACAUUCUCAAUUCCAAUGGCGCGUACCAAGCAGACCGCUCGCAAGUCCACCGGAGGAAAGGCACCCAGGAAGCAGCUCGCCACCAAAGCUGCUCGCAAAUCAGCUCCGGCCACCGGAGGAGUGAAGAAGCCGCACAGAUUCAGGCCAGGAACCGUCGCUCUCCGAGAAAUCCGCAAGUACCAGAAAUCCACAGAGCUCCUCAUCAGGAAGCUCCCAUUCCAGCGCCUGGUCCGUGAAAUCGCCCAGGAUUUCAAGACCGAUCUGCGUUUCCAGAGCUCUGCUGUGGCGGCUCUUCAGGAGGCAGCUGAGGCUUAUCUGGUCGGUCUGUUCGAGGACACUAAUUUGUGCGCUAUUCACGCCAAGAGAGUAACCAUCAUGCCCAAGGACAUCCAGUUGGCAAGACGCAUUCGUGGAGAACGUGCUUAAUUUUAUGCCUAAUUCGAUGAAUUGGAAGGACAUGUGAUGUAAAGAAAGGUUGUUUCUAGGGUUUGUUAAGUAGCUUUUGAUGUUCAAGAUGUAGUCCAGUAAUAGUCGUGAAAGCAUUUUAAUCGAUUAUGAAGUUAUCUUAUUUAA